AUUUUUAUCAAUGUCAUUAUUAUACCUUCUCGAUUUUUAGUGUGGUUGUUUCGUAAACUGAAAUUUAAAUAAUAACUAUUAAAAACGUGAUUCAUUAAUGCGCUGAAUAUAAAAAUAUAUAGGUAAGUUCAGAAAUUGUUAAAAAAAUGAAUGAAUUUAAUCCAACUGAAAGAGUUGUUAAUGGUGAAAUUAAUGAACCAAAAAAAGCUUCAGAUGCAGUUUUGAAAAAAAGUAUUGAACUUGAUGCUCCAAUAGUAAAAGGUUAUGAUUGGAAUAAUGGAAUAGAUUAUGAACGUCUUUUAUCUGUUUACCGAUAUUCUGGAUUUCAAGCUACAAAUUUUGGACUAGCUGUGGAACAAAUAAAUAAAAUGCUAGAUGAAAGAGAAAAACCAUUUGAAGAAGAUAUUUAUGAGGAAGAUGAAUUUAUUAAACGCCGCUCUAACUGUACCAUAUUUCUUGGUUAUACAUCUAAUAUGGUAUCAUGUGGAAAUCGAGAUUCAAUACGAUUUGCUGUGGAACACAAUAUGGUUGAUUGUAUUGUCACAACUGCUGGAGGUGUUGAAGAAGAUAUUAUAAAAUGUUUAGCUCCUACAUUUAUUGGAGAUUUCCAAUUAAAAGGAAGUACUCUACGUGAAAAUGGAAUUAAUAGAAUCGGAAAUUUACUGGUGCCGAAUAAUAAUUAUUGUAAAUUUGAAAAUUGGGUCAUGCCCAUUUUGGAUAAAAUGUUAAUAGAACAAAAUAUCGCCUGGACGCCAUCUCAAAUAAUUGAGAGAUUAGGUUUAGAAAUAAAUAAUAAAGAAUCUAUUUGUUAUUGGGCAGCACGUAACAAAAUUCCUAUUUUUUGUCCAGCAUUAACAGAUGGUAGUUUAGGAGAUAUGAUGUACUUCCAUUCUUUUAGAAAUCCCGGUCUUAUAAUCGAUAUACUUAAAGAUCUAAAGCGAUUAAACACCAUGGCCGUUAAAGCAGCCAAUACUGGAGUGAUUAUUGUAGGAGGCGGAUUGAUAAAGCAUCAUAUUUGCAAUGCUAAUUUAAUGAGAAAUGGUGCAGAUUAUGCAGUUUACCUAAACACUGCUUCUGAAUAUGAUGGCAGUGACUCCGGAGCUAGGCCUGAUGAAGCUGUUUCGUGGGGAAAAAUUAGAGCUGAAGCAACACCUGUAAAAGUUUAUGGGGACGCAACACUUAUACUACCACUCUUAGUGGGAGAAACUUUCGCUAAACGAUUUCAUAAUAAAAAAAACAAACAAUAAAUAAAUUUACUUGAACAUUGCAGUUAAUUUAUUUUCCUA
Adelges cooleyi (spruce gall adelgid) is the source of this 1286-nucleotide messenger RNA. Its product is annotated as probable deoxyhypusine synthase. The transcript has 8 exons. Gene Ontology annotation, cellular component: cytoplasm. The record is from RefSeq and is a predicted model, not a curated record. Bases 147 to 1247 code for a protein of 366 amino acids. NCBI's taxonomy places the organism in Eukaryota, Metazoa, Arthropoda, Insecta, Hemiptera, Adelgidae. Gene Ontology annotation, biological process: peptidyl-hypusine biosynthetic process. Gene Ontology annotation, molecular function: deoxyhypusine synthase activity.